AUGCAAAGAGAUGACACCUCAAAUUCAGACAGUUCCUGGAGUCUUGUAAACGAUGACUGUGAUUUGGUGGGUUGACUAAUUUUAUUUCACUCUAUUUAGAUUGACGAUACGGAUUCGUUUUCAUUGACUGAAGACUUGGAGAUUGAUUACUCCACCGAUGAUGACGUCAAAUCGAUUUACAGUGAUGUCGAAGUCUGUGAGAAUGAUGUUGAAGAUGAAAUCGUGGUAGAUCUGGGAGCAGACGACGAAGGAGAAAACAAAAGAUGCCAGGGAGAAGUCGAGGAAUCGGAAGAAGAAGAUGAAGACGAGCAGAUGAGUAUCGUAGAGGAAGAAGAAGGACUAGAGGACUCGUGUUCCCGUUAUUAUGCAUCUCCAGGAUUAGUGGCAAAAAGUCUUGACAAACUCAGUAAGUUAUAUUUUAAGUUUUUCAAUCUAUUGUUCAGCAUAUUGUGAUGAUUCUGGAUUGAAUUGCCAGAGGGUAAGGGUCGCGACAACCUUUUCUGUGUUAGUUACAGCCAUUAUUGGGCUGGUGA
This is a messenger RNA of Bursaphelenchus xylophilus (pine wood nematode), 533 nucleotides long. The record is from the annotation of a GenBank genome assembly. NCBI's taxonomy places the organism in Eukaryota, Metazoa, Nematoda, Chromadorea, Rhabditida, Aphelenchoididae.